Messenger RNA from Lasiodiplodia theobromae, 1137 nucleotides. Its product is annotated as ATP10 protein. Gene Ontology annotation, cellular component: mitochondrial inner membrane. The transcript has 2 exons. Lineage: Eukaryota; Fungi; Ascomycota; Dothideomycetes; Botryosphaeriales; Botryosphaeriaceae. The coding region runs from base 1 to 1137 and encodes 378 amino acids. The record is from RefSeq and is a predicted model, not a curated record. Gene Ontology annotation, biological process: mitochondrial proton-transporting ATP synthase complex assembly.
AUGCUCACGCGCCGCUCUCUCCUACGCCAGUUGGCGCAAUUGGACCCGGCUACCGCCACCUCAUCGUCGAUAUGCCGCUCGUGCCAGCUGCGCCGCGUGUUACAAACGAGCACCACCGCUAUCGUGGCUCCGCGCAGCCAACAGUACAGCACGCAACCCCCGAACAAACAAGCCCAAAAACCACAAGGAGCUCCAGCUUCAACAGCAGCGUCGGAGACUGGGCAGAAAGAGAAGCAAGCGGCGGCAGCUCAGAAUGAAAGAAAGAAUGCGCUUGGCCAAGGUCCCGCGGCGUACAAGGCGCCGUCGAAGCAGGAGGGCUUCACGCCGCAGGUAUUAGGGCGACCUAUAGGCUUCCAUCGGCCACCUCUGCCGGAUGAGAAUUCUGGAAAAGAUGAGCGCAGCCUGCGUCAGCGGCGGGACGACUUUGUGGAUUACGACAAGCACUUGAAGCGUCGAAAGGAGCUGACCAAAGCCGUCUCCAAGCCCUACUUCCGCGACUACACCAACAUGCAAUACCACAGCGGUAAAUCCUUCCUCGCCAACCCACGCAUUUUCCGCUCCGAUCGCGCCCUCUUCUUCCCCAACUUCGUCGGCUCAACGCUCCUCCCCGGCGCUGAGGGGCGUAAGCCCCACUCGACAACGCUUGCCCUCCUCAACCGCGUCUCCCUCGUCUCAAUCUACUCGUCGGAGUGGGCGCGGCAGCAGUCCGCAACCUUCACGGCGCCCGAGCAGAACCCGGAGCUGCGCGCGCUCCUCGAGGCGAACCGCGGCGUCGCGCAGCAUGUCGAGCUGAACGUGGAGCCGAACCCGAUGCGCGCCUUCAUCCUGAACCUGUACAAGGGCCGACUGCGACGCCAGCGCGGCAACGAAGCCGAUUGGGACCGCUACUUCAUCGUGCGCCGCGGCUUCUCCGACGAGAUGCGCGAGAAUUUGGGCAUCAUGAACGAGAAGGUCGGCUACGUCUUCCUCGUCGACGGCGCGUGCCGCAUCCGCUGGGCCGCCAGCGGCAACGCUGAGGGCGACGAGAAGGAGUACUUGAACAAGGGGCUGAAGAUGCUGAUUGGCGAGGCGACCGUGGGUCAUCAUCACUAUCACCCAAAGGAGGGGUCAGCUGUAGAAAAGGCUGCAGCGGCAUGA